AUGAAUAUACCCAGUCAGGAAGAUAUUAGUCGUUCGGCGCGCCCUAUCGGCUGGCGGGGAAGCAGAACAGACCAGAAACUGCAAUCCGACUUCGACGAACCACCUACUCCCUGUUUUGCAAAGCACAAACGCGUACGGUUUGUAGAGAAGCCAGAGACCCAGCAAUAUUCAUGCAGGUCCAGUCCACUGGAGGAGAGAAGAGGCCUUAGUAACAGUAAGUGGCCUGGGAAUCAGGAGUCGCGACGAUGGGAGUACCCACAGUUUACUCUCUCCCUCUUAGGCAGCCCCAUACAUUCCAAGGCCUAUACGACAUGCCUACCCUAUGUGUGCUUUAAACGUAAACCCACUGCGAAUGAGAAGGCCAUCUGGAGGUGCGGAAAGAACCUGCGAGAGAAGAUCAGCACUAGGGGUCGUGGCACAACCAUACGUAACUCCAACUUCACCAAAGUGCUCAGCGGUCUAGUAGAACACCUACGCAGUGAGCGAUCUUUAAUGCUGCGACUAAAAAGGGAUUCAGGACGUCUGGGCACCAGAACUGUUGUCCAAGAUGAGUCAGAGUCUAAAAGGGAUUUCCCCAAAAGGGAGGUCAAGGCAACAAAUAACUACGAUCUGAACCUGGUUUUUGCCCUGGCCCACAAUCAAAUGGAUUCAGUUUAUAUUACUGACUCCCAGCCGGACGAGGGCUUUGUGGACAGUCCUGAACUUCUUGGUGGUUACAUUUAUCCCGACAGCCUGAUGAUGGGAGAAUGGGAAGGAUAUGAGAAGCCCUCUCAGUUCUGGACAGACAGCGAGGACGAUGAAAGCAACCUUUACGAACCAGUCAGAGGACUACCUGUUUUUCCAAAACAUCUCCGUCCUACUAGGCUGGCCCCGCUUAAUUGUCCUGAGGACUACUACGGCGACACCAGUGGCUGUGAGAGUGGUAACAUUUCACCCUUGGAGCCUUCAGUUACGCGAGAUUUACUAAAACAGACAGCCAUUGUGCAAUCACCGCUCGACCUACCCCUUCGUCAGAAUGCCCACCGAGCCCAACCUUUCAUGAGAGCAUUGGAAGCCUGUCCGAACCAACCCACAGUAACUUCCCAUGUGGUAUCUGAUUCCAGUUCCGCUGUGUAUCAGACGACCCCCUGUUCUUCACUGCAGGGAGAAUGCCAGCGGAAGCCAAAUGUAGAAAAUCGGAUACUCGGGUCUCUCGCGCGACUCUCUCUUCCAGACUGGGCCAAGCGUUUCCUUGGAAGGAAUACGCACUCUGGAAUUGAGAGAGGCGGAAACGGAAAUGGUUCGCAUGAAGACCAAAAGGCUUUGCCAUCCACAAUUCCUACUUCGCACGGGGACUCUGACGUUUUUAUAUCGUUCACUUACAGAAAACCCUACCUACCGAGAUUUCCACGCUUCCUACCAGGCAGCGAAUGUAUAGAGUUUGAAUCUUGUGACGAGCAGCACAUUUAUUAUGAGCGUAUUGCCGGCAAUCCCUUUUGA
This is a messenger RNA of Spirometra erinaceieuropaei, 1479 nucleotides long. NCBI's taxonomy places the organism in Eukaryota, Metazoa, Platyhelminthes, Cestoda, Diphyllobothriidea, Diphyllobothriidae. The record is from the annotation of a GenBank genome assembly.